Molecule: messenger RNA, 783 nt
Organism: Musca vetustissima
Lineage: Eukaryota; Metazoa; Arthropoda; Insecta; Diptera; Muscidae
Product: protein lozenge-like
Exons: 2
Biological process (GO): regulation of DNA-templated transcription
Cellular component (GO): nucleus
Molecular function (GO): DNA-binding transcription factor activity, RNA polymerase II-specific; RNA polymerase II cis-regulatory region sequence-specific DNA binding; ATP binding
Source: RefSeq, a predicted model, not a curated record
UGCGCACCAGCAAUCCAUAUUUCCUCUGCUCCGCCUUGCCCACACACUGGCGUUCAAAUAAAACCCUGCCGAUUGCCUUUAAAGUUGUGGCCCUGGUCGAUGUGGGAGAUGGUACCAAUGUUUAUAUCCGUGCCGGCAACGAUGAGAACUGUUGUGCCGAAUUGAGAAAUGAUCGGGCAACAAUGAAAGAUCAAGUGGCCAAAUUUAAUGAUCUGCGUUUUGUGGGACGAAGUGGAAGGGGUAAAAGUUUUACCCUUACCAUAACUGUGGAUACAUUUCCCCGACAGGUGGCCACCUAUGCCAAAGCGAUAAAAGUUACCGUUGAUGGACCGCGUGAACCACGCUCCAAAACAAGUAAGUCGAUGUCGAUAAAAAAUAAACGCCACACACAAAUUAGAACAAUGUUGCCUGCACCGCCGCCGCCAUCGUCGUCCUCGUUGUCAACACAACAAAUCCGUCAAUUAACAAACGAAGAAAUACGACUGACAACAACAACAUCGUCCACCUCACCCACAUUAUCCUCCUCCGCGUCGUCAUUAGUAUCGAUGUCCAUAAAACAAUCCUUUCAUUCCCUAUCGUUAGUUAGUCCCCACCGAGAAAUGACGACGGGUGAUUUAAAUGCAUCUGUGGAUACAACAUCCUCACCAGCAUCGCUGCUGAGUGGGGAGAAUUCGGAUUUUGUACAUGCGGCAGAAUUUGAAAGUGGUUUUAUGUCGAAUUUUGUUGAUGUUAAUACAUUAGCGGCGGAGGAUGAUAAUAAAAAUGUUGAGAAUUGGUUAAAUG